AUGAAUUACGAUGGUGGUAAUGAUUUUGUACCAUUUGGAGUAUUACUUAAAUAUUCCUGUCAUAAAAUAUCUCAAGAACUCAUAGUUAUUUCUGAAUUGUUACCAAAAUAUAAGGAUUACAAUAGAAAAAUUACCAUUACUGAAUUUAGUUAUAUGGCACGAUGCCUUCUUUCAAAAAUUCUUGCAAUUGUAAAAUGGUUAAGAAGUUAUAAUGAACAUCAAAUGUGUAAAGAAAUACAAAAAUUUUUAGAGACUCAGGAACAAUUUUUUCGUGAAACUGCUGAUAUUUUGUGCAAUAUUGCUAGAAGUGAACUUGUACAUGCUAGAGUUCCUAUGUAUGAAGUUAAUGCUGCUGUACGCCUUUCAUAUGGAAAAAAUAUAAAAUUACCUUUUGCCAUAAAAAAAAGGUUUGUUUCUGAUAAAGGUGUAACGAAUACUGAGAGAAAUAAAGUUUUAUCAAUAAUAAAUAAGAAUAUUCUUAGUAGAUUAUCUCUUAUCUCUAGUAUUUUACCACCUAAAAUAGAAAGUAUUAUUAUAAAGAACGGAAUGGUUACAUUAACUGUACCUGGUGAAUUUGAAGUAACUUUAACACUUUUUAACGAUGAUAUAUCAACAAAAUGGACAUUAUUAAAUAUAAAAAUAUUAGUUGAACAGUAUGAUAUUGGAUAUGGUACAAAACUUGUUCAUCCAAUGCAACUUUUUACAAUACAUCAAUUUUUACAACAAAAAAUGACAAUAUCUAAAAAUCCUGUACUUGAUCUCUACAGUUAUUUACAUGAUUUUUGUACAUCUCUUCAAUUAGAUGUAUUAUUUUGUGAAAUAUCGCAACUUAUAGGAUCGCAAUAUAAAAAUAAAUUGAUUGUAGAAAAAUACGAUCAAGAUGCUGGUAUACUUAUUAUUUCUUUUUGGUUAACAUUUAGAAAAAAGCAAUAUGCUCCGUCUCAAUAUAAAAUAAAAUUAUUUAAAGAUUCUUCAAAGUUAAAUAAUGGAUUAAGAGUUAUUCAAUAUCCUUUAAGAAAAAAUAUGCCAACUUUAGAUUUAAGUACAGGUAGAUUGUCAAUAUGUCGUUUGUUAAAUGAAACAGUCUUAAUAUACGCUAGAGAAAAAUUGUUUUAUUUAAAAAAAAAAUUGACAAAAUUGAAACCGUAUACAAAUGUUGAGGUUACUGGUAUUAAAUAUCCAAAAAUUGAUUUUUGGUUGUUUGAAAAAAGUGAACACUCUGAAGAAGAAUGUCUUUCAAUACAUGUAAAUUUAUUUACAGGAAAAUUUGUUUUAAAUCUUCCUUUUUUUGAAUCAAAAAGUAUGUUAGAUGAAUUAACAGCUAUGAUAAAUGAUGAUGUUUCAAGUAAAGAACUUGAAAUUUUUAUAAGAAACAUCAAAAUGGAACUUUUAAUGCAUCGUAUUAAGAAAGUUUAUACUGAAAUUAAAUUACCUUUAGUUAAUAAGGAUAUUACUUUAAAGGAUAUUUAUACUUUACCUGGUGACAAAACAAUUCUUGCAAGAAUUAAUAAAAAUGAUUGCUUUAUUGUUAUUCAACUUACUGCAAACAAAAAUACGAAUGAAAUUAUAUUUAAUUUUUUUAUAUACGAAAAACGUAACGAAGUGUCUAAGAAAGUUUUUUCUUCACAAUAUCAAUUAGUGAAUCCUGUAGAAACAAACAUGAUGAGUGAUCCAAAACACAAAAUGUUUCAUCAAACACAUAAAUUGAAAUUGUUUUCAGAAGAGUGUGAAAGAUGUCUUACAAAAAGAAAGUUAUGGGUUGGUGAUUAUAAAAGUAUCCGAGAUUCUUGUUAUGUUAUAUUAUACGAAUGGCAACUUACAGAAAUUUCUAAAGCUUACACUGAUGGAUCUACUAAAAGUAGUAUCGUUAAAUUGGACACAAAUAGUGUACCUCAUUUAAUAUUAAAUUGUUCAGAAAAUGUUUCUGAAACUGACACAAAGAGUACAUUAUCAUAUGAGAAAUGUUUUAUGAGAUUGGAUGAUAGAUGGUCAUUUCAAAAAUGGGGUGCAUUUACGAUAGAAUUAUUCAUAAGAAAUGUAGCUUUAAAAGUUGAUUUUUAUAAAAAAUGUCCUGCAAGAGAAAACUUAGCUUAUAAGUAUGGAGUUAAAGGAACUAAUAUUGGUAUACCAUGUAAUAUUUACUGGUUAUAUCCAUAUAAUUUUACUCAAAAAAUUACUGAAAUACUUAAUUUAGAAAAAUGUAAAAUUAUGAAUUUUCAUAAAUUGUUAGAAGAUAUUGCUCCACAUUACUAUAAAUUUUUUAAUCAGUACUGUUCGAUAAAAUAUUUAUCUAAUUGUAAAGUUAUUUUUGCUUAUGGUCAAGAUAGAAGGUAUCUUUUAUACUUGAAUUAUUUUGGUUCAAAAGUAGAUUCUUAUAAAUUUUAUUUUGGACAAGAUACUUCAAUUGAUUUGGUAAAUGGUACAACUUCAACUUGUAAAUAUUCUUCCAAUAUAAUGUUCAAUGCUCACAAUAAUGUUCAUGUACAUCUAUUAAAAUGGAAAUUGAAUAAAACUCAUUUACAUCAUCUACUUUUAUAUUUGAUUAAAACUUACAAGCCUAUAAAUAUUUUAUACAGUAUUUAUAUUCCACCUAUUUAUUCGGGGGUUUUUGUUAGUGAAUUGGUAUAUAGAAAUUAUCAAAUGAAAAAAUUACCACCUGCUAGGUUAAUUGCUAUUGAUGAAUAUCAUAUAAGAUUAUUAUUUGCUGAUGUUGUAAUUGAAUUUUGGAUAGGAAGUGAAAACAAUAUUUUGAUAAAUGAUGUUUCAAAUGAAUGUUCUAAAAUUCCAGGAUUACAUUCUCUUAUUCAUACAUAUUCUAAUAAAUUAAACUCAUAUAAUAAACCAUUUUUUGAAAUGACAAGAACUGAAUGUAGUGAAUUUUUUGAUAUAAGAAGUGAACGUUUUCAAGUAAAUAGUAAUACAUUAAAAAAAUUAUGCUUAGAAAUUGAACCUGGUAAUAAAUAUGGAGUACUUAUAGAAUAUUUACAUUCACAACAUAUAUUAAAUCACAUAAAAAUGUUAACAAAAAUUUACUUAUUAGAAAAAGCUGAAUAUCCUACAAUACUAAAAUUUUUUAACAUGUCUACAUCACAAGGAUCAAUAUCAUUUAAUGUUCAAUACUUAUUAUUAGAUUUGGAAACAAGAGAAUAUAAUAAUAUUAGUACAAUAAUAUACAUUGAUACAAAUCAUUUUUCUUUAAGAAUGAUACUAAAUAUUGAUACAAUUUUUCAACAACAAGAAUCUUUUGUAAACUCAUGUCAAAAAUAUUUUGAAAAAGUUAUAUGUUAUAACUACAAUAAUUUAUCAUUUUUUGGAUUCUUUAAACUACUUUUAACACCCUCACAAGAUGUUUUAAAUGCCAUUGAAAAUAUUUUUAGAUUUGAACUUGAGAAUACAAAAUUAUAUAAUAAUACAACUAUCUCUAUACAAUGGGUUAGAGAAAGUUUUAACUCUGAGAACAAUUCAUAUGCUCUUAGAUCAUUUGUGGAGUCUAAUUUUGAAGAAGGUUAUGUUGUAAUUCCAGUUAAAAUUUCUGAUGUAGUCGUUAAAGAAAAAAAUGGACCAUUUGAUAUACAUGUAUUUCAUCUAAAGUAUUAUUAUAAUACAGGAUUAAUGGAGGCUACUGAUGAAGAAGAAAUAUAUCCAAAUUUAAAUUCUUAUCUACUUAAUUAUUCAAAAGAAGCUAGAACAACUGAUGUAGAUCCAUUCCUUCUUUGUUUAGAAAGAAUCAUAACAAAUUAUAUUCCAGUAUUAAAAUCAUAA
Messenger RNA from Strongyloides ratti, 3762 nucleotides. RefSeq names its product Mediator complex, subunit Med14 family-containing protein. NCBI's taxonomy places the organism in Eukaryota, Metazoa, Nematoda, Chromadorea, Rhabditida, Strongyloididae. The record is from RefSeq and is a predicted model, not a curated record. The transcript has 3 exons. The coding region runs from base 1 to 3762 and encodes 1253 amino acids. Gene Ontology annotation, cellular component: mediator complex; core mediator complex. Gene Ontology annotation, biological process: regulation of transcription by RNA polymerase II. Gene Ontology annotation, molecular function: transcription coregulator activity.